Molecule: messenger RNA, 758 nt
Organism: Seminavis robusta
Lineage: Eukaryota; Bacillariophyta; Bacillariophyceae; Naviculales; Naviculaceae
Source: the annotation of a GenBank genome assembly
CUGGCUCUCACAAAAAAAAAUUCUUCGAACAUACACUUACUUGACACCCAUUGAUCCACUUGUUGCUAUUCUUCCAUCCCAUAAAGAACCAGACAUACGGCUGUACAAUGACAUUCCUCGCGCAUCUGAUCGUCAAAAAGGUUAUCGGUGCUGGGUUGGAGGCAAAAGAAGCCAUCGACACAGGGGAAUCAUUUGAAGAUGUGCACGCAAGACACAAGGCAGAGAAGCAGAUGAAAAAGAUCAAGAGAGAUAUCAAAAAGAACGAACACGAUAUUGCAAAGGCCAAAAGAGAACACAAGGCGAAGGACGUGUACGAGAAGACUGCAGAACUUGAAGGACUCAAGGAAGAAUUGGCAAUGUAUGAGGCCGACUUUGCCCCAACGAAUGAGCAGACACAAGCGACUCCUGUCCUUGCCCCAAUGUAUGAGGCCGACUUUGCCCCAACGAAUGAGCAGACACAAGCGACCCCUGCCCCUGCCCAAACGCAUACACAGACACAAGCGGCCCCUGUCCCUGCCCACCAAGCCGCCAAUCAUAACUUUAAGUUCUGCACUGAGUGUGGUGUGAAAAACACUAGAGAGGCGCAUUUUUGCCAGGACUGUGGCCAUCGCUUCUCCUAAUGGUCGUCCUCUCAGGUUUCAAGUCACCGCCUUUCAUUAAUGGGGACCAAAUUGAGCGCCUGAAACUCUUUCGUUUCACGCGCGCGCAAGUCUUAGUGAAUGUAACUUACGUAGUACUUCCAUGCAUAGCACAUCCAU